Molecule: messenger RNA, 1374 nt
Organism: Penicillium cosmopolitanum
Lineage: Eukaryota; Fungi; Ascomycota; Eurotiomycetes; Eurotiales; Aspergillaceae
Product: flavin monoamine oxidase family protein
Exons: 1
Coding region: 1-1374 (457 amino acids)
Biological process (GO): amino acid catabolic process
Molecular function (GO): polyamine oxidase activity; L-amino-acid oxidase activity
Source: RefSeq, a predicted model, not a curated record
AUGGACCGACUGACUGGGGCUCAAAACUGGUCCGUCGUCAGCUACGUGAACUCGCACGUUAGGGACCCAGCAGAUGCAAUUAAUCUGAUCCCAUAUAUCUUUUCCACGAAUAAUAAUAUCCAGCUAUACAACAAUAUAUCUAUUCACUCCAACGUGAUCCCCUCUGCCACAGCAUUCCAUGUCCUAACAAAUGAAGGCGGGGAUAUCCCACCCUCCGAGUUCGCUGUUCUCAAUCCUGAUAAGAUAUACAGCGACGCCGUCGCCGAACUGGUGGAUGCGCUACAGCAAAAUAUCGAUGAAGGGUUUAAAAAGCUCAUGGAAUUUGACCAGCUGUCCGUCCGGGCAUACCUUUUGCAGAAAGGUUUUACCAACGCGCAAAUUAACUGGCUAGAGACUAUUGAGGAAGGAACAUUGACCUUUGAUAAAUCCUCCCUUGCCCAGGCAGUCAUCGACCAAUGGAUAUUCACGGCUGCUCCUCUGGAUUCUUGGGUCACGGUCAAUGGCGGAUUCGAGCGACUGAUCAAUGGACUUUUGAAAGUUCUACAUAAGCCGCCAAAACUACUCAGCCGCGUGACUGCCAUCAAACCUGGACGAGCGGAUUCCCUGACUGUUGUCGUCAACCAUACAUCUGAGCAUUCUUAUGACCAUGUAAUCAGCACAAUCCCACUCGGAGCAACAAGGGUCCUUGACACAUCCACUUUGCCAGAUCUAUAUUACAAUACCACAAUGGCGUGGCGCACUCUAGCCUACGAUGAUGCAGGCAAAAUUGGCAUUUGGUUUAAGACGCGGUGGUGGGAGAACCCCGAUGUGUUGGCUGCUCCUUUCAUUGGCGGACAAUCGUCGACAGACCUUCCAAUCCGACGCUGCAUUUACCCAUCCUAUGGGCUUGGUGUCCCCGAUGCUCCAGGGACAAUGAUCGCGAGCUAUACAUGGAGUCAAGAUGCUGAUCGACUAGCCUCCUUUUACCAAAGUGCAGAACAAGAAGAAUUUAUAACACACGUAGUCUUGAAGGAUAUGGCACGCCUACAUAAUGUAUCCAUGUCAUUUCUCCAGGACCAGCUAGUGGAAGCACAUUUGUGGGACUGGUAUAGUCAACCAUACUCAGUCGGUGCUUAUGCUCUCUUUUCGCCCGCGCAACUUUCGGAUGUCCUCCCGCCCUUGAUGCGGCCGAGUUGCCACGGAAGACUACACACCGCGGGUGAAGCUACGAGUAGUGGUCAUGCGUGGGUUAUUGGAGCAUUGAACUCGGCGUAUCGUGCUGUUAUGGAGGUCUUGGCUGUUGAAGGCAGAAAAGAUCUGAUAGAGAAGAUGAUAGAAAUAUGGGGAUCGAUAGAUGAGGUGGAUAUGGGCUGGUUCGAGUCUCCAAAUCCGUAG